CGGAGCCAGCCAGGGGCACGGCGCUGCCCGCCAAGAAGGAUCUCAGCGCCCAGGAAUGGAGCGUGGGCGCGGCUGGGAGUGAGCGCCCACCCGGGAGCCUGCGAGCCCACGGCGGCGGAUGCUGGGGCUGGCAGGCCCGCUUCCAAGAGGGUUUUCCAGGGACAGCUGGAGCUGCCGGCAGGGUCAGGAUGUGACAUCACUGACCGGAGAAAAACCCUCUGCCCCGGCUUCUCUAACGAAACCCCCGUGAGCGCUGGGGCGAGGCGGUUCUCCCUGCCGCUGUUGCUGCUGCGAUCCCCAAACUGCCAGCAGUCCCCACAGAGAGCCUGCCUUGGACUUUGCAUCUUUUUAAUUUUUUUUUUCCUUUUCCUGAAUAGGAGCACAAAGUGCAGGGGAGGAAUUUGAGAGUGGAAGCCGCCGUGCCGGGGGAUGAGCUCGCAGGCCUGGAGCUCCCGGUUCUUGGAAUUACGGCUCUGACAACGGAGUAAUCACCCUUGGGACUGAACCAGAGCUGUUGGACACCACUGAGGCCAUUGGACACUUCUUUUCAGGGCUCACAGCAAGUUACUGCUAGUAGCAGUGAGAUCUCGGGUCCCAGGAAUGAGAAACCUCCAUCCCUGAAGAUCCCAGCCCUGGGUUUCAUGUUGCUCUGAGCCUCUGCCCUCACCCUGGCUGGCCCUGCCCACAAUGGCCCUGUGUCUCAAGCAAGUCUUCAACAAAGACAAAACGUUCCGUCCCCGGAAGAAGUUUGAGCCGGGCACGCAGCGCUUUGAGCUGUACAAGAAAGCCCAGGCCUCCCUCAAGUCCGGGCUGGACCUGAAGGCAGUGGUGCAGCUGCCUCCUGGCGAGAGCAUCAACGACUGGAUCGCCGUGCACGUGGUGGAUUUCUUCAACCGCAUCAACCUCAUCUAUGGCACCAUGUCCGAGUACUGCACCGAGAGGAGCUGCCCCAUCAUGUCCGGCGGGCUCAAGUACGAGUACAGGUGGCAGGAUGACAGCAAGUACAAGAAGCCCACCAAGCUGUCGGCCCCACAGUACAUGUGCAUGCUGAUGGACUGGAUCGAGAUGCUCAUUAACAAUGAGGAUGUCUUCCCCACCAGGAUAGGUGUUCCCUUCCCCAAGCAGUUCCAGCAAGUUUGCACCAAGAUCCUCACCCGCCUCUUCCGUGUCUUCGUCCAUGUCUACAUCCACCACUUUGACAGCAUCAUCAACAUGGGUGCUGAGGCUCACGUCAACACCUGCUACAAGCACUUCUACUAUUUCAUCAGGGAGUUCAGCCUCAUUGACCACAGGGAGCUGGAGCCUUUGAAAGAAAUGACAGAACGAAUUUGCCACUGAAGUCUUCUGGCAGAUGAACUCAGCUGGCUCACUCAGAGCCCAGUGGGACAAGACAGACCUGUGGUGGGAGACCUCUUCCCUAGGACUUGCUCUGGGCAUUCCAGUUCACUGACCUAUGAACACUGCAGAAGUGCCUCUUCAAGCCAGGGCUGAAUCCUAAGUUUUCCAAGAGCCUCUGGGCAGUAUUUUCUUCUUUUAAUAGAUACCAAUCCCUGUUGUAUGGUUCCUGUUUUAGAAAGUACUGACUUACUGGAGAAUAAGGCAAGGUGGUUUACUUUUGCACAGUCUGAUUUCUAAGACUCGAUCUGGCAUCAAAUUUUCAGCAACUUUCCCUCUUGUUUUGUCCUCAGUUACAUUGAUCUCCAGAUAUUUCAUUUUCAAUUCCUGCCCUGUGAGCAGGUAUGACCUUGGCUACCAGGUGUUAUCUUUCCCACAGGCAGUGGGUUUGUGGAAACACCUGAGAUCAGCCCUGCAGAGCUGCUGGCAUUUCAUCCCACUGCCUUCACAUGGUUAGUUGUUGAUGUGCUGUUUUUAACCAUGAGCUGUGAAUGUCUCCUAAUUCAUGCUUUACCAAAGGGACCAUUUUUCCCUUCAAGGGAUUUUUCACAUUUGGAAAAGGGACUUGAUGAUGUUCUAAGAUGCAUUCAAUACUGCUUGGACUAAUGGGAAGUGCCCCCAUGACCGAGGAGGUGAACAAGGUCACUAUUCAGUGUCAUCAGCACACACUACCCGAGAAAGUCUCAAAAACUGACAGAAAGAGACUCUUGCCAGAAAACGACAUUUUCAACACGUCAGCAUUUCCUGAGGUGUUGUCUUGGCUCAAGAUGGGCAAAUGCUGGUUAUAGACACUGUUGGUUUUCCAUAACCAAACCUUCCAGCAGGUGAAGAAGGACUCAUAAGAGAUAUCUUCACUACUCUGCACUCAAGGUCCCCUUCCAACCGAAUAUUCUGUGAUUCUUAAACCUUUUUGACCAUCUGCAAGCAUAAUAUUGCUUCCUGGUCUGUGCCAUUACUCCCCUGAAAGGUAUCAUGUCUCAAAAUUUCCUCCCCUUCUGCUUGCAGUGUCUGAUAAUUAGUGUUGUGUUCCCUGUGCCAUUUUAAUUUUGACAAAAAUAUUUCUAUUUUCCUUUUUUAUUGUUUUGGGGGAGUGAAAAUCAAUUUGUCUGAGCCACAGAAUUGUUAUGUUUGUGUUUCCUGUUCUUUUUCUGGGAAAGUUUUCUGUAUCUGACACAGAUAAUAUUUAUAGUCUGGGGUUUGCCCACUUUUGGGAUAGGGAGGGGAUGUGGCUAGAAAAUGUAAAUGUUUAGGCCAACAUUAAUGUGCACAAGUGAAUUCUUAGUGCUCAAAGCACUUAUUUUGUUGUGAAAAUAUUUUUUUAAAUCUUGUGUACCAGAUGUAUAUUUUUACAUGGUAAUAAAACAGAGCAAA
Messenger RNA from Zonotrichia leucophrys gambelii, 2766 nucleotides. RefSeq names its product MOB kinase activator 3C (gene MOB3C). The coding region runs from base 688 to 1338 and encodes 216 amino acids. NCBI's taxonomy places the organism in Eukaryota, Metazoa, Chordata, Aves, Passeriformes, Passerellidae. The record is from RefSeq and is a predicted model, not a curated record. Gene Ontology annotation, cellular component: cytoplasm. The transcript is spliced from 5 exons.